Molecule: messenger RNA, 885 nt
Organism: Kwoniella botswanensis
Lineage: Eukaryota; Fungi; Basidiomycota; Tremellomycetes; Tremellales; Cryptococcaceae
Exons: 6
Coding region: 1-885 (294 amino acids)
Cellular component (GO): cytosol; nucleus
Source: RefSeq, a predicted model, not a curated record
AUGUCAGCUGUCACCGAUAGUCCUUCCGGUAAAUUGACGAUCGCCUUCUUCAAGUGCGAUUCUCUACAGAAAGAAUCGAUCGAGAAACAUGGAGAAUACCAGGAUGUCAUACACAACCUGUUCGAACCAUUAUUACCCAAACAUCUCAAUCUUGAAACCCUCACUUAUGAUGUCCUGGAGAAGAGAGAAUACCCCAAGGACGAGGAGUUGGAAAAAAUAGAUGCGAUUGUGAUCUCUGGUAGUUUUGAGGAUGAAGCUCACUCGGAUACAAGGUGGAUAUUGAAACUGGCUGGUUUUCUGAUCAAGAUAUAUGACGAAUACCCUCGCAUACGUAUAUUGGGGAUAUGCUUCGGUCUACAAGUCAUCGCUAGGGCGUUUGGACCGUCACAGAUCAAGGAGAACCCUAAAGGAUGGGAAGUGGGAAGCACCCGCAUGGAUCUGACAGAGAUAGGGAAGAGCAUAAUUUGGGGGGAGGAUAUGAAAUCUGCCAAAGAGCCAGAGAAUCUGAAAGAUCAUGUGACUAUGCAACAAAUACACUCUGAUAUCGUCACCGAGGUCCCUUCCGAUUUCCAUCUUCUCGGUAAAUCCGAUAUCUGCCCUGUACAAGGUAUAGUCGCAUUCUAUCCAGAGGAUCAUCGCCCACCAGCUUUCACUCAUUCGCACCAUCAUACGCUGCCAAGUGAACCUUGGUGUAAUAUUCACAUCAUCGCCUUCCAGGGUCAUCCCGAAUGGCAUGAAGAUAUCUUGAUUCCCUUCAUCGAUAAUUACGAAAAGAAAGGCACCUUCGACUCGGGAUUCGCCGAGAAGGCUAGAGAGAAGAGCAAGAAGGAGCACGACGGAGAGAGGAUAGGAAGGGUUCUGCUGAGGGUUUUGGGCGUAGCAUAA